Molecule: messenger RNA, 1572 nt
Organism: Erythranthe guttata (spotted monkey flower)
Lineage: Eukaryota; Viridiplantae; Streptophyta; Magnoliopsida; Lamiales; Phrymaceae
Source: RefSeq, a predicted model, not a curated record
AUGGCAUCUCCUCCUAGAAAUCCUCUUCCAGCCGCCGUUGGUGAUGUCCACAACAAUGCUACAGGACCUGAACCAGCAGACCCAAAUCUGGUCAUCAUCGUUCAUCCUGUCAACCUUGAAGCUGUACCAAUCAGUUACAUUGAGCCCGGAGACGAGCUGAAUUCGAUCGACCCAGACAACUUCGAGUUCGUGGGUCCCUCUUCCACUACCGGAAGAUUUCCAACUCGCCGGUCCAAGCGCAUGAAUCCCUUCCCAGAUCUGAACACUGCUGGGUCACAACGCCGGAGGGGAGGUAACUCUCCCAGAAGAGGAGGCAGAGAUGGAAGAAGAGGUGGCAGAGGUGGCCGUACUCCAGUUAGGCCAAAUCCUCCAAGAGGUCUCCAUUUGGUUGAUGAAGACACAGAUGAUGAAGAAGGAGAUCCUACCUUUGCAGAACCAGAGGCCCAAGCUCUAUCCUCCAGCUCCUCCGAGUCAUCAUCCAAGGACUCACCUCCCCCAGUAUCAACUCAGGGGGAGACAUCUCAGCCUAACAUGGCAGCAACAGCCUCUCAACAUCCUGUUUCUGAAGGUGUUGCUGCCCAUGUUCCUGAAGAUGCUGCUGCACCCACUGUCUCAACAAAUGUCCCUCAGAGUGCUGCUGAGGAUGCUGCUCCUUAUCAGGAUGAAGAAAUGCCUGAUUUUUCUGGGAUGUCCUCUGCCGAGCAUGUUGACAUUCCCACUGUUGAUGCUCAGGAUUUCACUACUACUGAAGAAACACCAUCAGCACCACAUGCAGACCCUCUAGAAACUCUGGCAGAAGCAGCAGUUCAAGUGGAUGUAUCCCCUCCUCAGGCUGAAGAACCAGAGAAAAGUGAUGACAGCUGGGAGAAGGAAGAAGAUGCUGCCCCACCUGUUGCAUCACCUGAACCAGCAUACAUUCCAGAUGAGCUUGAAGACUCAGAAGAUGAGGACUCCUCAGAAGAAGAAGAGCCAGACUUGGAUGGGAAGGAUUUGUCAACUCCUUUUGAGGUAAACAAUGCUUUCAGUCCUACUUUUUAUUUUGAAUCUGAUUCAAAUUUGAGCCCUCAAAUCAUGAAUUGCCAAUUCAUUGAGGAAAAGAAAAUUUCCAAGGAAGAGUUUGAUAGACAUAGGAUCACUGUUUUUCUUCAUCAAAGAAAAAUCCUCAGCCUAGUUGAGGUUGCCUGUUCUUAUGAUCCCACUGUUGUGAAGGAAUUUUAUGCCAAUUUGCAAACCUCCUUUUUAAAGAAAAACUCUCCAAACUUUGGCAAAGUUUAUCUUACUCACUCUCUAACUCAGAUUACUUAUCACCAGUCCAUGGUGGACAUGCUCCAAAAAGCUCUUUCUGAUCAAAAAGAGGAGAAAAGGCUAGUCAUGAAGUUGAAGCAGGGACUUCUCACCCUUUGGAUGCCAGAGGCAGAGAGCAAGGAGUCAGUGAAGAAGGAGCAAAGAAUGAAGGAGAAGUUCAAGGAGCAGAGGAAAGCAGUGGAUCCAGUGCUGAUGAUGGAGGAGCAGCAGCUGAUACUGAGGAGACUUUGGAUAUUCUACUUUAAUUAUUUUUAUGAACAUUGUUGA